Molecule: messenger RNA, 1207 nt
Organism: Lolium rigidum
Lineage: Eukaryota; Viridiplantae; Streptophyta; Magnoliopsida; Poales; Poaceae
Product: RHOMBOID-like protein 1
Exons: 7
Coding region: 16-972 (318 amino acids)
Biological process (GO): proteolysis
Cellular component (GO): membrane
Molecular function (GO): serine-type endopeptidase activity
Source: RefSeq, a predicted model, not a curated record
CUCUUCGUCCUCACCAUGUACGUGAACGACUGCCCCGCACACGCCGCCGGGUGCCUGCUCCAGCAGGACCUCGGCAGGUUCGCCUUCCAGCCAUACAGGGAGAACCCCCUCGUCGGGCCCUCCUCCGCAACGCUGCUGGAAAUGGGGGCGCUAGAAACGAGUAAAGUUGCAAAAGAUCACGAAUGGUAUCGCCUCAUCACCUGCAUUUGGUUGCAUGCCGGUGUCAUCCACAUACUCGCCAAUAUGUUGAGUCUCCUAUUGAUUGGAAUCAGGCUCGAGAAGGAAUUUGGUUUCUUGAGGAUUGGCACACUCUAUUUGAUCUCGGGGGUUGGUGGCAGCUUGUUGUCUGCUCUAUUUAUGGUGUCAAAUAUCUCUGUUGGCGCCUCAGGUGCACUGUUUGGAUUACUGGGCUCCAUGCUGUCGGAGCUGAUAACAAACUGGACAAUAUACGAGAAUAAGUUUGCGGCUCUAUUGACUCUUGUUAUAAUCAUUGCUAUCAACUUAGCUGUCGGGAUCCUUCCACACGUUGACAACUUUGCUCAUAUCGGAGGAUUUAUAUCGGGUUUCUUUCUUGGUUUUGUUCUCCUAAUCCGGCCCCAGUUCCAAUACAUCAACCAAAAGAACUCUCCUCUUGGAGUUUCCUCAGGCACAGCUAAACGCAAGUACAAGAUAUAUCAGAUUAUACUUUUGGUGAUUGCUCUGGUGAUAUUAAUUUGUGGGUUCAUCAUUGGCUUUGUAUUGCUAAUGAAAGGGUUCAAUGCUAGCGAGCAAUGUUCUUGGUGCCAUUAUCUGAGCUGUGUUCCUACUUCAAAGUGGAGUUGCAAAGCACCGAGUAACUAUUGCGUAUCCUCACAGCUUGGAGAUCAAUUAAAUCUGACCUGUCAAAGCACUGGGAAGACUGAAACAUAUGUUAUCAACAGCCCAGCCAAUGCGGAAGCGUUAAAACACCUCUGUCUUGGCCUUUGCAGUUGAUGGAAAAUGCAUGGAUUUUCAUGAAAAGUGAUUGAUAUCAGCAGACUUUUGGAAGGCAAGUAGAAGCCAAAUGUUCAGUGAGACCUCGGGUAAUGCUUUUGGGCUUCUAAUAGUUCCCUUCACUGUACACCGUGUAUUGCAAAUGUCAGUUGGCAGUUAUGAAAGAUGAAUGCUUUGAGGCAGUAGUUUCUGAAAUCUUAACUGAUCACUUGCAUUUUUAUCUUGCGUUAUGAAU